UCCCACGAGUGUGCGAUGCUAGCAGGCGGCGACGCCAAUCAGUACCACCUAGCAGACAAGGCCCGUUCGUGUCAUCGUUUGUGGAUUCCGCCGUCCGCCCCAAGCGAGCGACUCGUCUUCCCCGGAACAGGUGCCUGCCGCGAGUCGGUGUACGAAGCUAACCUCUACCUGGACACGGUACUCGGCGUCGUCCUGCCGCUGGAGGUCGGCAAGGCCAACUUGAGCCUGGCCCCCCUGCCGGGCUUCACGGUCAAACACAGGACCGGGGACUUCCGCGUCCAGUUUGAGUCGGGGAUCCUGCAAGGUCUCGCCAGCUUCAUCGAACGCCGGGGAGACUGCGAGGCGACCCGAUGGGAAGCGGGCGCCCUGACCAUGCGCUGCGGCCUGGACCUGGACGGACUGCGGCUCGCGUUCCAGGGCAACGCUCGUGGACGAGACUUGACGGCGGAACGCGAAGUAGCUCUGGGGCUGGUGCUGCGCAACUCAUCCGCUUCUCUGACUCACACUGAAAAGAAAGGAGGACAUGUUCAUGCGGAAUGUGAUCUCGGCGACCUGAACCUUGUGCUCGUUUAUUCAACAGACCUUCACCUGAAGGAUGUUUCCAAGCCUGUUUACGACCAACAAUUGGUCAGCACUGCUCGAUCUAUACUAAAGCACUUUCUUGUGAGUCAUUUUAUUCCGAACGUACUCACUGUCGCUUUUUCUAAAAUUUAUUUGCCUAUACCGCAAUAAAUAAUUAUAUGUGG
Messenger RNA from Ixodes scapularis (black-legged tick), 746 nucleotides. RefSeq lists its product as uncharacterized. Bases 16 to 732 code for a protein of 238 amino acids. The transcript is spliced from 3 exons. NCBI's taxonomy places the organism in Eukaryota, Metazoa, Arthropoda, Arachnida, Ixodida, Ixodidae. The record is from RefSeq and is a predicted model, not a curated record.